CCAUCUAAUAUGGCCAGCGAGACUUCGCCCGCUCCCUCAGAACAUCUUACAGAAGCCCAAUUCGAAACCACAGAUUCGCUAGAGGAGUUGACUGAAAUCGAAAAUGCGGAUUCACGAGAGCGGUUGACCGAAGCUGAGAUAAUAGCCUCUACUUAUUUAUAUCGCAACGAAUCAAUUAAAAUCCUCGCACUAAAUAUACUAAAACAAUCCGACGAAAUCAAGUUCAAUGAUAUCACAAUUCCUGAACAGAAACCCUGUAUACGCUGUAAAGGCAAAAUUCUUUCGACACCCCCUACACCGAUUACUAUUUUAACCUGCGGGCAUGUGGUCCAUCGAACAUGUGUUGAGAAAUUUCUUGUAAAUAAACCGGACCCAAUUUGCCCUGAUUGCGGUAAUUUUUUUACUGGCUCAGAACCGCAAUUUUUACUUCAAGCAAACGAGAUUAAUAUGGCUAAAAUGGAAGUCAGGCCCAGCAAAAAACCUCGUGAAGAUGAGAAAGAAGAGAAAGAAUCCGGU
This is a messenger RNA of Ambispora leptoticha, 516 nucleotides long. The record is from the annotation of a GenBank genome assembly. NCBI's taxonomy places the organism in Eukaryota, Fungi, Glomeromycota, Glomeromycetes, Archaeosporales, Ambisporaceae.